AUGUUAUCCAGGGAUCACCUUAGUAUUACAUUUCGUGUGGUGCGUGUAAUAGCAAGGCUGUCAAAGGACCUACAACCCUGUUUUAUAACAAUAACAAGUGUGACAAGAGACAAGUCACAGGGGUUCCUCAGUACCUCAUACGAUAAGAGUGAGCAAGCUGUUUUUGUCGUCCUUGGAGAUGCUGGCAAGGUUCUGACAGGGAAACCAGCAUCGGAGUUAGUGGCCAGUUAUUUUGAGUCUAAAGAAGACGUUGCUUCUGACCAUUGCGUACCAGCUCCUCGUGCUUUACUCGAUGCAAUAGGAAAAACCUUCAAGUUCAUUGUGAAAAUAUCCGACCAGAAUUUGACUGGAAAGAUUCACUCUAUAACUGUCACAAAGGUUCUACCCCCUGAUGCACUUUUGGAAGAAGAAGUUAUUGCAGAUGAUGGUAUUGCAGAAGCAGCUGAUGAUGCUUUGAAUGCUGGAAGUGAGGAUGCUGGUGCUCCUGGAGGUGUUGAAGGUUCUGCUGAUGAUAGGGUUAGGAAAGCACAGGAUGGUCUUGGAGCAGAAGACCCAAAACGUGCCAAGAGUGGCUAA
Molecule: messenger RNA, 576 nt
Organism: Eruca vesicaria subsp. sativa (arugula)
Lineage: Eukaryota; Viridiplantae; Streptophyta; Magnoliopsida; Brassicales; Brassicaceae
Source: the annotation of a GenBank genome assembly